This is a messenger RNA of Hyaloscypha bicolor E, 1081 nucleotides long. RefSeq lists its product as uncharacterized. Lineage: Eukaryota; Fungi; Ascomycota; Leotiomycetes; Helotiales; Hyaloscyphaceae. The coding region runs from base 207 to 683 and encodes 158 amino acids. The transcript has 2 exons. The record is from RefSeq and is a predicted model, not a curated record.
UGAUUCGAUUGUUUGAGUGAUGUUUGGCCAGGGGCAUCUACCCCGCCUUGGCGGGCUCGCAACAACUACGUCAUAGCCAAUUGUUCAAAACUCGCAUCAACAUCAACCUCCAAUUCCACAUCUCCAUGACCAAAUCCCCUCCAAAUCCAUACAACUGCUCAGAGAUAUCCAUUUCGCCCUGUUCUCUCUUUACCACAUCACCAAACAUGGCAACAGCACUCCUCUCCAUCUUGCAUGCUCUUCAAGCAUCAUUCAGCGCCUACACCCUCUACCUUUCCUCAAUCUCCAUCCGCAACCUCCAAAAAUACGAAGAGACUUCUAAGAAAGCAGCAAAAUACUCCAGUAUCGCAGAGCAACAAUUGCACAAGACCCGUACCACCCAAGCUAGUGGUGCUUUGAGCGCCCUCUUCUCGUUCUUGUGUUCGACGACACUGGCGUUAUACCCAAUUUUCUCUUCGAGGGUCGGGAUAAUUGGUGCGGUGCUGGUGGCGGGCGCGAAUGUAGCAGCGCUGGAAAUGGCAAGGCAACAUGUCGGCGCGUUUUGGAAGGGGAAGGCAAAGGUGCCGCUACCUGGCGUUGGGGAAUAUAAUGAUGCGAUAAGCAAGACGCAGGAGGUGAAACUGAAUAUGGUGUAUUUGGUUGCGAGUUGGACUGCUGUGGGGGUUGUAAGUUUGGUGUUGUAGGAGCAAUAUUUCAGCGGCUGCAAGAGAGGAAACGUACUUGUAGAGAUGUUCGGACCAUUUGACUCCCUGCUCCUGGCAAGAAUGAUCUGACACUCUCGCUGCUCUCUAUUUACUGAAGAAGUUGUCUCUGGAUCCCAGGUAUGGAGAGCGGUACGGAGGCGGAGAUCGAUCGUAUGGAUGAGGUUGAGGAUCGUGCUAGCUGUGGACGGGUGCCGAGGUCGACGCAGACGAAGUAAAAUGCCUUCGGGAGAGGGAACUUCUACGUGAUGUCGAUGUGCUGCAGCAAAGGUCAACAUCACCGAUCAUAUUACCUUUUCAAGACAAGUAAAUCCAGGUAUCGAGUCGAAGAAAGUUCGCUUUGCGACAACUCAAAAAAAAAAUUGUGAAAAAGGUGGCCC